Messenger RNA from Etheostoma cragini (Arkansas darter), 380 nucleotides. Its product is annotated as apolipoprotein D-like. The record is from RefSeq and is a predicted model, not a curated record. The coding region runs from base 18 to 263 and encodes 81 amino acids. The transcript is spliced from 2 exons. Lineage: Eukaryota; Metazoa; Chordata; Actinopteri; Perciformes; Percidae.
AAGGUUGUAAAGAAAAGAUGAAUGCCAUCCAAGUGAUAUCCUUGACCCUGCUCUCCAUUCUGGCGGCCAAUGCUCAGUUCAUCAUGAAGGGAAAAUGCCCCCAGCCUGCUGUUCAGGAGGACUUUGAUGUUGCCAGGUAUCUUGGUAAGUGGUAUGAAAUCCAGAAACUGCCAAAUACCUUCCAGAAGGGCAAGUGCGCAACGGCCACCUACAGCUUGAGCCCUGGAGUUGGAUUUGGUGUGUUAAACAGAGAGCUGCUGUGAGUACUCCAGCUGCAUUUAAAUUAAAUUUUUAAGAGUUGGACCAAAUUAACGUUCUUUCUGGAGCUUAAACAAAGUGAUACAGGAGGUCUAUUAAACUGUAAAAACUAAAUGAAUAAA